GCAAACUCCAAUCUUAUUUAAAUAACAAAUUCGACCCUAAUCUUUACACAAAUCGCCGAUUUCUAGAACUUAUCGCCAUGGCUGCUGCUACAGCUACCGAAGAUGCCACUAAUGUCCCAGCUCCAGCUCCUGUUUCCAUUCUCCCACAGUAUCCAGAGUUGAUAAUGGGUGCAAUUGAAGCCCUAGAUAGCAAAAAAGGCGCGUGCAGAUCUAAAAUCUCAAAGCAGAUCGAAGCAUCGUACGGCAGUUUACCAGCGGCUCACAAAACCCUACUAUCACACCACCUCAACAAAAUGAGAGCUAGCGGCGAACUUGUUGUCAUUAAUAACAACUACGUUAAACCAGAUCCACUCUCGCCGGGGCGUCGCGGCCGCGGCCGCCCGUCGAAGCCAAAAACGCCGCUUCCGGAAGGUGCCGUUGCUUCGCCACCGAGAUCCAGAGGCCGACCGCGAAAAUCUGAAACCGCUGUGGUUCCGGUGGAGUUUCCGACGGAAGUGUCUCCGGCUCCGGCGGCGGCGGUGGUUUCUGGUCGGAAACGUGGACGGCCACCAAAGGACGCGACAGCUACUCCGGCGAAGAAGCCGGCGAGUAGUGGUAGAGGAAGAGGCCGGCCGAGGAAGGUGAAAACCGAUGGUGAUGCCACGCCAGCACCGGCGACCGGUGGAAGUAAGGGGAGAGGACGGCCGCGUAAGGUAGCGAAAAGUGAUGAUGUCGCCACGCCGGCGGCUUCAAGUGGUGAGAAAAAGGGAAGAGGACGGCCGCGUAAGGUGGUGGAAGGUGGUGCUGACGUCACGCCGGUGGUGUUGACAGGUGAGAAAAGGGGAAGAGGGCGGCCAAGGAAGGUGGUGGUGACGGAGUCUCCGGUUGAAUCUGAUUGAAUAAAAAAUUGAUUUAAUGAUACUUUGGUUAUUUUCUUUUUAUAAAGUAGUGUUGUUUUAGAGUUUCUUUUCAAUGGGUUGGUGGUUAUUGGAUUGGAUGUUAGUGAGAGUGUAAUUGCUUUGUAAAUUCAAAUUUAGUGGCUUUUUCUUCAAGAUGUUUUAGUUUAAAAUUUUAUUUUCUUUA
Helianthus annuus (common sunflower) is the source of this 1062-nucleotide messenger RNA. RefSeq names its product HMG-Y-related protein A. Gene Ontology annotation, cellular component: nucleosome; nucleolus; nucleus. Bases 78 to 878 code for a protein of 266 amino acids. Gene Ontology annotation, molecular function: double-stranded DNA binding; nucleosomal DNA binding. The transcript is spliced from 2 exons. Gene Ontology annotation, biological process: chromosome condensation; regulation of DNA-templated transcription; negative regulation of DNA recombination. The record is from RefSeq and is a predicted model, not a curated record. NCBI's taxonomy places the organism in Eukaryota, Viridiplantae, Streptophyta, Magnoliopsida, Asterales, Asteraceae.